Messenger RNA from Acytostelium subglobosum LB1, 909 nucleotides. RefSeq lists its product as hypothetical. The record is from RefSeq and is a predicted model, not a curated record. Lineage: Eukaryota; Evosea; Eumycetozoa; Acytosteliales; Acytosteliaceae. The annotation marks the transcript as partial. The transcript has 2 exons.
AUGAAGAAGAGUUAUAAAUUAUAUUAUAGUUAUUGUUGUUGUUUGUUAUUAAUGAUUACAGUCCUUUAUAGUCUGAGGAGUGAUCAUCUAGUAGUAUAUGCUGAAGAAGAUAAUGAUAAUAAUAAUGAUGGAUUCAGUGAUCUAUCUGCAUCUAUAUUAAAAGACUUGGAACUUCUAGCAGGCCAUCAAACAACGAAUGAUGAUAAUACUACAACAACGAAUGAUACCAAUGCUACUGGUACAAAGGGACGCAUAUUCCCUCCCCUAAACUUGACCGUGGAGUUUAACAACUCGACAGUAUCACUGCCAUUGCAAAUGUACACAGAGAACCUCAAUGUAUCCAAUGUACAAAUGUAUGCGCCAUACGUAGAAUUCCCGCUGACAUUUAACUCAAAGAACAUGUCCUAUGACAUUGGUAUCACUGCCCAGAACUUGCCAAUGUCUAUCACUCUGCAACCAAACGCCACGGUGGUCCCGCUGACCUUGUCGAUCGAGGGCGACAACAAUAUCCCCAUUGCCAUAGAGGUAAAGAACUUCACCUCGCCGGUACUGAACUGGGUAGCGCUUGGACUGCUUGGCACACUCAAUGUCAUUGGCCUGGGAAUGAUCAUAUAUCAACAAACCGUACUGAUGAAUCUCCGUCGAAGAAUGGAUGACAUUGAAGUAUGCAAUGAUGUGAUCAAAGGAAGGAGAGUAAAAGUUGGUCAUCGUUGGUAUCAUUCCAUCAAUAACAAUGAUGAUGAAGAGAAUUCCGACAGCAGCAACAACAACAAAGCAAUAUCGGAACAACACAAGCAACUACAACAACAAGCGCCACAACUCUCCAACUUCUGUCUACUUUGCAGUCAAUGUGGACAAGUCAACGGAAGAACAAAGUUCUGUUUCAACUGUGGAAAUGCACUUGUAAGU